CGGAAAUUAUAAACAUAGCUUGACGUUGGUACUUAUUUGAUUUUUGGAAAUUGUACAGUCUUUCUUUUAAUAUUAAAUGGCUAAAUGUUCAAGCUAAACACUGAAGUCUCGGUGACAGUUAAAUGAGAUGCUGGCGAUUUCCUCUGUUUCAUCAAGAAAUCCAGACGAACAAAAUUACAAACUGGAUAAAUCCAAUUCUUUGAGAAAUUAUACACAAAAUAAGCAACCUGCUACUAGUUCUACUCCUGAACCCGAAAACACAACUCAAGUACCCCAGCCCCAGUUUUCAAUAUCAACACAGGCCUUUAAUAUGUUCCUUGUCAGAUCUAUUGAAAAAAUAGCUAAUGAACGGGAAACCCGUAAAUCUCACAAUUCAGCUGUCAAAAAGGCAUGUGAAGAAGCUCUUGUACUACUAAAAGAUCAACCACAGGUGUUAGGGAACAACAAGUUGUCUCCACCUAAUGAGUCUAGUACUCAUUUGCCUCCUCUCAAGUCUGACUGUGGUAUAUUGUUAAGUGAUGAGCGACUUCUUCGCCCUUUCCAGUUGGCUUGCACAAUGAAAUCACCAAAAAUUGUCAGCACGGCAAUUGACUCAUUACAAAAGUUAAUUGCUUAUGGACAUAUUUCAAACACAGCUGUUUGCUCCUCUGGAAAAGUUCGCAUAAUUGAACAGGUUGUAACGACAAUUUGUUCAUGUUUUCAAGGUGUACAAACAGAUGAUGGGAUUCAGUUGCAAAUUUUAAAAGCACUUUUAACAGUAAUAACGAGUUCAGUCGUAGAAAUUCAUGAGGCUGAUAUCCUUCUGGUUGUAAGAACUUGCUAUAAUAUUUUUAUGGCAACGAAAAAUCCAAUUAAUCAAGCAACAGCACGUGCAACUCUCACCCAGAUAAUUAGUGUAUUAUUUCAGCGGAUGGAACAAAAUGCAUUUGAAGCUGCAGUUGCAAUGAGUUCAAAUGUUUGCAUCCAAUCUGAUUUGAAUUCUACUGAUAAUCUCAAAAAUAGUGAAGAGUUAUCUACAAGCAGUUUGCCACAAAUAUCUGAAAAUAAUGAGGAAGGUCAAAAUGGCGAGAAAUUAUUGAACGGUGAUGCCUACGCGGACAAUUGCGUUUCUCUUCCUUCUGCUGGUGACGAUGAUGAUGCUGAUAUACCUAUGAAAAGAAAAGACAAUACUUCCAAAUCAGAAGUGUGUAAAAUUGUCGCGGAUAUUCUAGAAGAAAUAAUAGAAAAAGUUACGUUAGAUAAUGAUGAGGGUGAUGAUAAGGAUUCUUCGACAACAUCAGUUCAUUUACCGAAUUCCGAAUCCCUACCUGAUAUACGGAAGUCCUCUGUACAUUCUCUGUCUCGUUCUUCUUCUUCGUCUCUUUCAGUAUCUGUCAAUACAAGCAUAAAUCAAGAAUGGCCAACUGGUGUUACUCCAGUGGGCGCUGACGUUAUUGCAACCGAGGUGGAUUCAAAAGAUCAUAAUGGUAUAUCGUUAAUGGAAAGUAACUCUGAGGUUGUCAAUUCAGCGCAUAUCACACAAAAGGAUGCAUUUCUUGUUUUUCGUAGUUUGUGUCGUCUAGCAGUGAAAGAUUUUACUGGCUCUGACUCAAGUGAUACGAAAUCGCACGCGGUUCGUUCGAAAUCCUUGUCACUACAGUUACUACUUAGUUUGCUACAACAACCUGGCCCAUUGUUUUCAACUAGUGAAAUAUUUAUAGCUGCUAUUAAACAAUACUUGUGUGUAGCUUUGUUUAAAAAUGGCACGUCACCAAUUGUAGAAGUAUUUGAGUUGUCUGUUGCUAUUUUUCUUGCCCUGCUGACGUACUUUAAGCCACACUUAAAACGUCAAAUUGAAGUGUUCUUCAAAGAUGUGCUCCUACUAAUCCUAGAAUCACCAAAAUCAUCAUAUGGACACAAGCUGGUUGUUAUAGAUGCACUAAAGCGUAUAUGUGGUGAUGCACAAUGCUUAGUUGAUAUUUACCUUAAUUAUGAUUGUGAUCUAAGCAUGGUCAAUAUAUUUGAAAGAUUGACGACUAAUCUUGCUAAAAUAGCUCAAGGACGUCAUGUUACGACAGAACAUGGUAAUCAUAAUACGUCAUCAUCUAGUCAAUUGCAGCAACAGCAACAAGUUUUACGGUCGAGUGGUUUAGAGUGUCUCGUACUAAUUUUACGCUGCAUGACUGAAUGGUCGCAGGAGUUGUACGUCAAUCCAGAAUCUCAGUCGUUUUUGGGUUCGGAACCAACAGUGUUACCGAAUAGUGGAAACAGUAUUAAUUCAGUAGAAAAUCCCAGCUUGGACGCCAAUCCUAACAUGCAUCUAUUGAGUGUAAAUAAACCAUGUGAUGAUCCGGAGGCAUUUGAAUCUCGUAAGGCGAAAAAAGAAAUCUAUGAAUCAGGAAUAGCAUUAUUUAAUCAAAAUCAGUCAUUGCGUUGUAUAAGACUGCUUCAAGAGAAUGGAUUGAUUGGAGAGUCCAUUGAGUCAGUAGCACAAUUUCUUUUAACUGAAGAACGUUUAUCAAAAUCACGUGUAGGUGAUUUUCUUGGUGAAAAUGAACCGUACAACUUGCGUGUUAUGUAUGCUUAUGUAGAUCAAUUUGAUUUCACUGACAAAAGUUUUGUUCCAGCUCUGAGAGAAUUCUUGUCAGAAUUCCGUUUACCUGGUGAAGCACAAAAAAUUGAUCGACUUAUGGAGAAAUUUGCGGCGCGUUAUUAUGCGUGCAAUCCAACUAAUGAUUUGUUUGUCUCAGCAGAUACUGCUUACGUUUUGGCUUUCUCAAUUAUCAUGCUCACAACUGAUUUACAUAGUUCCCAAAUUAAAGCACACCAUCGUAUGAGUAAAGAUGAUUAUAUACGUAUAAAUCGUGGCAUUAAUGAUAGUCAAGACUUACCUGAAUCUUAUUUGGCCCAAAUUUAUGAUGAAAUUGCAAAUGCUGGAUUAAAAUUAAGGGCAGAGGACAAUGUGAUUAAACUAAGUCAAGGUUUUGCAUCUAAUGAACUUAGUUCUAAACUAGAUGGUCGACGGCAAGCAGGAGAUAGUGAAGUUCUAGGUGAUCCUGCCAUAUCCAGCCCAUCUGAGUUUACUUGUGCAACUCACUGUGAACAUGUUCGACCAAUGUUUAAAUUGGCGUGGACUCCUUUUCUGGCUGCUUUUAGUGUUGGAUUGCAGGACUGCGACGCUUUGGACGUUAAUCAUUUAUGUUUAGAAGGGAUUCGCUAUGCUAUACGUAUAGCAUGUAUAUUUCAUAUGGAGUUAGAAAGAGAUGCUUAUGUACAAGCAUUGGCACGUUUUACACUAUUACUAACAACUUCUCAUGUCAAUCCUUCUUCCGGUGGUAACUUAUCAGGCCCUGGUGGAAUGAAUCAUCCAAAUGCGAAUUCUCGACGUCCUCGGUCGGAAAGAACUAGUAUGACUUCUUCAUCUAUAAUGAAUGCUGGUUAUUCGAAUACAUCAGGCUCGAAUUCGGUCAAUCCAACUUUAUCUACUCCAGAAGCUAUGAAACAAAAGAAUAUCGAUACAAUACGUACUUUAAUUACUGUCGCUCAGACGGAUGGUAAUUAUUUGGGACAUGCCUGGUUAGAGAUAUUACGAUGUAUAUCACAAUUGGAAUCAGCACAUUUAAUUACACAUGCUGUUUCAUCUGCGAAUGGAAUAAAUGCAAAUAGUUCACAAUUAGUAUAUCGUUCAACACCGAAUAACUCAUACACCAAUUCUUACAGUCAAAAUACGAAUGGAACGAUUGGUGGUGGUAGUUCACUGAUGUCAGAAGGCGGUUCUACGAAGGCGAACAACAUAGCAUCAUCGACUGCAUCAAUUACUUCAAACCACAUUAUGACAUCAAAUAUAAAUGAGCCUGUAGCACCUGGGAGUUUAGCUGCAGCUGUUGUAGAUUCUAAAAAGGCUGCUGUUCUACAGGAAGUGAUGGGUGAAACUGGGUCACAAAGUGUUGUUGUAGCGGUAGACAAAAUAUUCACUGGAUCCAUCCGUCUGGAUGGUGAUGCAAUUGUGGAAUUUGUAAAAGCUUUAUGUCAGGUCAGUCAAGAAGAAUUAAAUCUUCCUCAACCAAGAACAUUUUCUCUGCAGAAAGUUGUCGAAAUUUCUUAUUACAAUAUGGGUCGUAUUCGAUUACAGUGGUCACGUAUAUGGGAACAUAUCGGUAGUCAUUUCACUACAGCUGGUCGAUCAGUCGACGAGGAUGUUGCUGAAUUUGUAAUUGAUUCCUUACGACAGUUAUCUGUAAAAUUAAUCGAAAAAGGUGAAUUGCCAAAUUUCCAUUUUCAGAAAGAAUUCCUACGUCCUUUUGUGAAUAUUCUGGAAGGCGAACCAAAUGUCAGUCAUAAAGUUCAAGAUAUGGUUGUUCGUUGUGUUUAUCAGCUAGUGCAUUCACAAUAUGCGAAUAUACGAUCUGGAUGGACUAAUAUAUUUGCUGUCUUUCAUUCAGUAGCUUCAUCUUUAGAUGAAGGAAUUGUUGAUAUGGCAUUUGAAACUUGUCAUUUUACUGUAAAAGACGUUUUUAAAGAACACUUACAUAUUGUUGUGGAUGCUUUCCAGCCUUUAGUAAAGGCACUUGCUGAAUUCUCGUGCAAUCCACGUUUUCCCGAUACAGCUAUGGAAAGUAUUCGCUUGAUUCGUAUUUGCGCACGAACGGUAGCAGAACAAGGAUCAGUGUUUACUGGUUUACAAAACUCAGAAAUAGUUGCAAGUAACCCAGCUGAGUCUCCUAGUUGUGAAUCAAACCAUGUCAUUCAUGCCUAUUCGUUGCCAGAAGAUGAUCAAAUUUGGUUACGUGGUUGGAUGCCUGUACUAUGCGAGUUGUUUCGUGUAAUAAAUGGUUGUAAACUGGAUGUACGUACACGUGGUCUUACUGUAUUUUUCGAUAUAUUAAAGUCACAUGGGAAUCAGUUUAAACCGUUAUGGUGGCGUGAAACAUUUUCUGUUAUCUUUCGAGUUUUUCAGCAUUUCCGUAUCCCUUCAGUAUCAUCAGAAUUUAACAAUGCUACAGUUAACGCGGAAUCAGAUAAUACUGCUAAUCACCUACCUGCGUUGUCAUUAGCCUCUGCAUCUGAUAGUCAAUCGACUAUUAACGGCAUGCAUCAUCAGACUCUGUCAAAUAUGGAACGUACUGAAUGGAUGAAUACAACUUGCAAUCAUACAUUAUUUUCUGUUGUGGAUAUAUUCACUCAGUACUAUGACGUGUUGCAUGAUAUAUUGUUAGAUGAUAUAUACCAGCAAUUACGUUGGUGUUGCUUACAAGAACAUGAACAAUUGGCUCGCUCUGGGACUAGCUGUUUGGAAACGCUGAUUCUAUCUAACGGUAAAAGAUUCAGCGAUAAAAUUUGGGAGUCAACAGUAAAUCUAAUUGUGGAUCUUUUCAAAUCUACUGUACCGCAUCAGUUAUUAACAUGGCGCCCGGAACAAAUGCCACUUGAAAUUAAUGAUCAAAGUAUAACCUCAUACAUGAAUGGAAAUCAACAACGUCUGCCUGGACAUAUUGCUAGAGCACACUUAUUUGCCGACUUAUUAAAUAAAUGUGUAGUACAAUAUGAAUUAAUACAAACAGUGGAUCAUAUUUUAUUUUAUUCAGCGCAUAGUAGAAAUGAAGAUAUUCAUUACUUGCAUGAGGCACGUCGAUUAGCCGCUGCAUCUUAUCCAGCAUUUGAAGCUGCUUUACAAGUAGCUACAUCGACAACAAAUCAACCAUCAUUGUUUUCAACAUCAUCAUUUCUUACCAAAGAUAACAAUACAACUGGCAGUAAAAUAUCAGUUGAUAUUAUAAAUCAUGACUCUGGUUCAAAUAAGAGCUUGAAUAAAGACGAUAUGAAUAUUACAAGCUCCUCGGAAAAUCCUCUCAACAUAGCGGAAAAUGAAGUCACCGAUCAAUGCAGUUAUGAAGCAGAACAGAGUAAUACAACUCCGCUAGUUGGAGCUAGUCCAUUACCAUUUGAUUCUCGUGGUAUGUAUCCACAUCUCUCCCCACAACAGCGUCUCAUCUUGGCAAAAUGUUUACUGGAAUCCCAUGCAUUCGCUAAACAAUUCAAUUCACAUGACGAACAGAGAAAUAUUCUAUUUCAGGCUGGUUAGUUUUUCUUCCAUGGUUUUUGUUUUUCUAAAUAUUAUUAUAUUUUGCCGAUAAUGUUUAAGAGGAAUAUUCAAAGUUAUUUCAUUUUGCUAAAUGAUCGAACAGUUACAGAUAUUUUCUCUGUUAACAGGAUCAUUUGUACUAAAAUAGCCAGAAAUAGUUAAUUUAGGUGAAAUGACCAUACUUUUGAUGUACAAAUCUGCACUUUGGGAACACAGUCAUGUGUAAGUCCACUUUCGUAAUUAGAAGUGGGAGUGUAAAUGUGGUUAAGCUGGUCCCGGUGCAGCAGGCUACAAAAGUUCAAUACAACAAUACUAUUAUAGAAAAUCAUGCUUUUAUAUAUAUAUAUAUCAAUUGUAGAAUGUAAAGUGUAGAACUUUAACGCUUCAAAAGAGUGGCUCAUAAGUCUUGUCAGUCAGUUCUCAUUCUCAGUUGAUCAUUCUCCGGGAUCUUGUCUUAUAUUUGGGAGUUCAGUCACACAAGUAGUUUUUAUAAACCAUUAUGCAGUAGAUGAAUUUAUUUGUCUAAUUCUCAAGCAACUGCUUAUUUUUGCACUUAGUGUAUUGCUUGUGAAAUAGGGAAUCCCAGCAUGGGUCAAUUGCUAAUUAAGGGAAGUGAAUAAAACUGAAAAUUCAUUGAAACAUGUACUCAUUCUUUUCACAAACAAAUUGAUCAAAUAAUGGAAAUGCAUUCACACGUAAGUCCAUAAAUGAAGCAGGAACAAUUGGCUACAUAAAUGGGCAGGAAUACAAGAGUGAAUUUUGACUAAUAGGGUUAAAUAACUCGUAGAAUAUGAGAAGCAGGUGGCAUUCAACCAGUAAGUGAUAAGUGUGGAAAAAGGGGAAAAUAUUCAGAUGAGCUCAUAUUAUCCUGGUACAAUUGUUGUUCUUGCUUUGUUCAGGAUAAUAGUUUUUAAUUAUGCAAACAAAUAAGGAAAUAAGUAUUCAUCAGUUUAUAAUUUUAUGGGCAACUCUAAAGAAUAGGAGCCCAAACCGAAACGACCCACGAACGCACAAACGACCUUGAGAAACCAAUCAGCUGACUGUGUUGUUUCUAGAAGUAAUUAUGGAUGCUCUACACCUUUUGCGUUGCAAAUUCGCUCCGGAUCUUGUUUUUAAUUACCGUUUGGAUAAUGGACUGAUUGCAAGGUCGAAAAUUUGUCAGUGCGGAGGUGAUAUGCGUAUACAAAAAUACACAAAGUUCAUUGAUGGGUUUGUAUACAGGUGUAAUGAGUGCCGGAGGAGAAAAUCAGUUCGAGAGGGUAUGUCGUUCUUUUUUAGUUAACAGAUUCCUUAGGCACUUUAUUCUCUAAGUCUAAAUUACCCUUAACAAAAAUUUUAAUGAUCUGUAAUUUCUGGAUACUGAAUAGACCAGUUACAGCAACGGCUUAUGAAACGGAAAAUUCAGAAGUGUCUGCAGUGCAGUGGUAGCAAUACUGCAGAGACGUAUCGUCCUGGAAAAUGAACAGCCUAACUCAAGUUAUUGGAGGAGUUGGCGUAAUCGUUCAAAUUGAUGAGACCGUAUUAAUAAAAAGGAAAUAUAAUCGCGGCAGAUUACGAGCAAACCAACAAUGGAUAUUGGGUAUCUGUGACACCACCCUCCGAAAAGGAUAUAUCCAGGCGAUUCCUAAUCGCAGUGCAGGUGUAUUAUUGCCUAUUAUCCAGCGCUUAGUGCUGCCUGGGACCAAUAUUCACACAGAAAAGUGGAGCAGUUACGGUCAAUUGUCGAAUCUCGGUUAUAUUCAUCAUGUAGUCAACCACACAAAGGGUUUUCGCAAUCCUUUGGAUGAAACUCAUACUAAUUCAAUCGGAAGUUUCUGGAGUCAUCUGAAAAAACGGAUUAGAUUAGUGAAUGGAUCUAAAAAUCAAAUGAUAUACAGUUAUCUUGAUGAGUUUAUGUAUAUAACUUGGUUCAACAUCAGUAUGAAGACACCUAUGAGAAAUUGGGAGCUUUUUUUGCAACAAGUUGGAGAACGUUAUCCAUUGUAACUAUUUUUUAACAUUGCAUUACUUUUAUAUAAACGAUUUUUUACAAUUAUGCGCCGUUUUUUUGAAUCUUCUGAUUGGUCGAAAUUGUCCUUGACAAGGUCAUUUGUGCGUUCGUAGGUCGUUU
Molecule: messenger RNA, 8171 nt
Organism: Trichobilharzia szidati
Lineage: Eukaryota; Metazoa; Platyhelminthes; Trematoda; Strigeidida; Schistosomatidae
Source: the annotation of a GenBank genome assembly